Molecule: messenger RNA, 570 nt
Organism: Metschnikowia bicuspidata var. bicuspidata NRRL YB-4993
Lineage: Eukaryota; Fungi; Ascomycota; Pichiomycetes; Serinales; Metschnikowiaceae
Exons: 1
Coding region: 115-369 (84 amino acids)
Source: RefSeq, a predicted model, not a curated record
AUGGAAAGCCGUAUGAUGGGAAAGUAUCACGUACGGUUUGGAGGGCAGUAUCAAAUAAGUACAUAGAGCUCAACUAGACAGAGACAAAUAUAGCGCCCAAAUAGACAAACAAAUAUGGAGCUCAACCAGGCAGAAACAAAUAUAGAGCCCCAAUAUAGAGCUCAACUAGACAAAAAAUUUAAAGCUCAACUAGGCAGAAACAAAUAUGGAGCCCAAAUAUGGAGCCCAACUAGACAGAACAAAUAUAGCACCCAACUAGACAGAAACAAAUAUAACACCCAACUAGACAGAAACAAAUAUAACACCCAACUACACAGAAACAAAUAUAACACCCAACUACACAGAAACAAAUAUAAAUACCAAAUAUAGCGCUCAACUAGACAGAAACAAACAAAACACCCAACCACACAGAACAAAGAUAAAGCCCAACCAAGCAACCCCUCCCCCAUGCCCCGGCUUGUAUAUCCGAAGCACUGGCCCCAGCGGGCGCGGCCCGCGUAAAUCGCAGCACUAAGUAAACCACAGCGCGCACGCGAAAAAAACCUUCUCCGGGCCCAAACCCCCAUACAA